Messenger RNA from Labrus mixtus (cuckoo wrasse), 1005 nucleotides. RefSeq lists its product as uncharacterized. The record is from RefSeq and is a predicted model, not a curated record. NCBI's taxonomy places the organism in Eukaryota, Metazoa, Chordata, Actinopteri, Labriformes, Labridae. The coding region runs from base 32 to 370 and encodes 112 amino acids. The transcript has a single exon.
UACAUUUCUGUUCCUGACCCGAGCGAGCAGCAUGCGGGACCCGUGGAGCUGGACCGGGGGCCCAGGGGGGCGUGGGAGAGCGGCCUCGUACACAGGGGAGCGCAGGGCCAGGCUGGAGACCAGAGCCAACAAGAAGUGGGUCAGAUUAGUGACCGUGCUGGUCUACGUUCUCACCGUGUCUCUGGCGGCCACCGUCCUGGUUCUGUACUACAGUCUGAUCUGGAAACCCACAGCCGGACCUGGACUGACCCGGACCGGGACCAGGGCAAAAACAGAGAUCAGGGAGACGGGAGCCUCGACCUCCGGGAUGAAGACGAGUGAAGAUCAAUCAGGUGAAAAUAAUCAUUCAGUGUUUACAUUAAACAGCUGAUUCAUUAACAUAAGCCCCGCCUCCUGACAAGACCAAUAGAGUCCUCAAAGAAACUGAAAACCUUUCUAUGAAUCUCUAAUGUGUAACUUUUAAAAGAUUUAACAUCAGGAGUAUGUGAUGAUGUAAGCAGUUACAGAAGAUCUGAUUGGCGGAUCCACUUCCUGAUUAUCUCUGUUGAUGUAAAAACCUGUAGACCCACAUGGACCUGGACCCACAGACCCCCCUCAGGCUGGACUCAGCUCCUCCGAGCCCCCCGCUGUGACCGCCGAUGAUCCAUCCAACCUGCCCACACACCGAGCCGGGUGUCGGGAGGUGGACAGAGAGGGGUCGUCCAGAUAACCUCUGCUCAUUGGUUAAUCACUGAGCGGUGGAAAAAUGUUUUUAGUUGAAGUUUAAAACUCAAAGCUGUCAAACUAUUAAAACACAUUUUGAAUCAAAUGUUUGAAAUUCUGUUAUUUAAAAAUAAAAAUUGUUGGGCUUUUAUUUUGUAUGUUUGUCUUGUUUUAAGCCGAGAGUACUUGCUGUGUGCUUUUAUUUUGAAAUAACAGAAUGUGACCUGUGACCUCUGAUUCAUGGAUGGACGACUUUAAUCAGAGUCAGGAAGCUGCUCAGGUCGCGCCAUCAGCUGAUUAAAG